Chelonoidis abingdonii (Abingdon island giant tortoise) is the source of this 1360-nucleotide messenger RNA. RefSeq names its product C-type lectin domain family 2 member B-like. The record is from RefSeq and is a predicted model, not a curated record. Lineage: Eukaryota; Metazoa; Chordata; Testudines; Testudinidae.
CUGCUGCCCCCCAUUAGAUCUUCUGCCUUGCUGUCUCCCUCACCCAUCCAGUGCUUUGCUCUGCCUUCUAUGCCCUUUCCCCAGCUCCCAUUUCCCCUGCAGCCUCCCAGUUAGGGCCUCUGCUUUGCGGUCUCCAAGUUCCCAUGUGCCUGGCUGUCCCCCACAGCUCCUUCCCCUGGUGCCUGGGGCUUCCCCCUGGCCCUUCCACCCAGUCCCUUGUUUUGUGCUUCCCCCUCACUUCUGUCUCUUUCUCCCCCUCCGGACUUCUCAGGACCUCGGGAGUGAAUUGAGGUUUGCCUCCCUUCCUAGCACAGCAUGGGGGGCUGCUGCUGAGCUCUUUAGAAAAAGGGGGGGCAUUUCAUGUAGGUUCUUGGACGCCCUUGUGGGUGAGUCCCUUUGAAAAUGCUUUGGUGUGCUACAUUGUGCCAACCAGGAAGUGCAGGACAACUGGAUCCCAGAGCUCCUAGGAUUAGAUGGGCAAAGGCACACAGAAGGAGAAAGCUGAACCGGCGAAGCUGCUUAAAGUCCAAGGAGAUGCAGAGAAAGGAGCAAAGUCAGAUUAUGCCCCCGACACUGUUUGCAUAAAGCUCUCAGCCCGUAAAUCCAUAGUUGGAGUCACAUGCUUGAUCGGUAUCGUGACCAUCCUCAUCCUCAUUCUGAUAGUAGCUCUGGCAGUGGUAAUAUCUCCUGUCCCCAAGUCUCUUCUUUCUGAGCCCUGCUGUCCAGACGGCUGGGUCGGGUACCGAGGGAAAUGUUACUAUUUCUCAGAGGCGGAAGGGAACUGGGAAUCCAGCCAGCACAACUGCUCUUCCCUCGGUGCCUCCCUGGCUGCAAUUGAAACCCCACAGGACCUGGCUUUCCUGAUGCGCUAUAAGGGACACACUUACCACUGGAUUGGCCUGCGGAGGGAAGAAAGCGAGCCCUGGAAAUGGGUGGAUGCAACAGAAUUCAACAACAUGUUUGUGGUGAGGGGAGGAGGAUACUGCGCGUAUCUGAAUGACGUGGCCGUCAUCUCCUCGAGAUGCCAAACGGAGAAGAACUGGAUCUGCAGCAAACCCAGCCUGCACCUGAUGAGGGGCUAGACUGGGAUGGAACAGAAGAGGCCUUAAAACGAUGAAGAGAAGCCACCGACUAUUUACUGUUGUAUUCAACAGGACAGUUAAUUCACCCUUAUUUCAAAGUUUUUGUAGAGCAAUGUUCCCGUUUUAUCAAAAACCUGCAACUGAUAUUUUUUAUUCCCAAAUUUAGUGCUUUUAAUUAGGCACCUUCUGCAUGUCUAGUCUUCACCCAGCUGGAAUGCAGUGGAAAAUAUGCUCCAUUUUCUUUUGAAAUAAAUUGGAGAAGAGUGUUUUUUUUCAAA